CCUAGUGACGCUACAUCUACAUCUCGCGAGAAGGACCGAGGUUUUCCCAGCCAGGAGUGUGUGUGCGCGAUAGAGACGAGGAAAGAUGGCGACGCAGGAGAGCGAAGCAACUAAAGCUGCCGUCAGCAACGGCGAGGUAAGCAGCAAUGGUAGCGCUGCAACAACAGAUGGCCAGGCUGUUCAAACAGCUGGAAAUGCACAGGACCCUCAGCAGCAGCAGCAGCAGCAGCAGCAACAAGCACCUAACGCAUGGCAGGUCAUCAAAGGCGUCCUCUUCAGAAUCUUUAUAAUCUGGGCGAUUAGUAGCUGGUUCCGCCGAGGGCCGUCUACCCCUGACCCCAGCACACCAGCCGGUGCCCCCCGGGUACCCAGCAGGAACCUCUUCACCAAAGACACCCUCAUGGACCUGUACGUGUAUGUGUCCCAGGAUGAGGUGUUCUCUGACUUCAACAACACGGAUGCGCUGUUCUGGUUCCACAGAGACCUGGUCUAUGGAGACUGGGCCACAGGGGAGGAUGGAGACGGCUGCUAUCACCACUAUAAGGAGAUGGACAUCCCAGAGAGCGUACAGCACAACGGUUCCCUUUACAUACAUGUCUACUUCACUAAAAGUGGGUUCCACCCCGACCCCAAGCGCAAGGGGCAGUAUCGCAGGCUGGCAACGGUUCAUGCAACAAGAAUGCUGAAUAAGUUCAAGCGGAGAAAGUUUCUGAAGACCAAGAAUCUACUCACAGGAGAGACAGAAGCAGAUCCAGAGAUGAUUAAGCGGGCGGAGAGCCAUGGUCCAGUGGAGAUCAUCUCACAUUGGCAUCCCAACCUCACCAUCAACAUGGUCGAUGACCACACAGCCUGGGUGAAAGGCUCUGUACCACCUCCUCUAGACCAGCAUGUUAAGUUUGAUGCUGUGAGCGGAGACUAUUACCCCAUUGUGUACUUCAAUGACUACUGGAACCUUCAGAAGGACUACUAUCCCAUCAACGACACCCUGCAGAAUCUCCCGCUGCGUCUCAGCUACUGCCCGCUGUCACUGUGGCGCUGGCAGCUGUACGCUGCCCAGAACGCUCGCUCGCCGUGGAACUUCCUUCCUGACGACACCUACGAGCAGUCGGAUGAAGAUCAGGACUCUGUCAAGGUUGCCCUCCUGGAAACGAACCCGUACCUGCUGGGUCUGACCAUUGUUGUCUCCAUCGUGCACAGCAUCUUCGAAUUUCUUGCCUUCAAGAACGAUAUCCAGUUUUGGAACAGCAGACAGUCUCUAGAAGGUCUGUCUGUGCGCUCCAUCAUAUUUGGGGUGUUCCAGUCUCUAGUGGUGCUGUUGUACAUACUGGACAACGAAACCAACUUCGUGGUGCAGGUCAGCGUCUUCAUUGGUCUCCUCAUUGACCUGUGGAAAAUCACCAAGGUCAUGGAUGUCAAAUUGGACAGAGAGAACAAAAUCGCAGGGAUCAUCCCAAGAUUGAUAUUCAGAGACAAGUCAACAUAUGUGGAGUCUUCAACCAAAAUCUAUGACGAUAUGGCCUUCAAGUACCUGUCAUGGCUGCUCUACCCUCUCUUUGGCUGCUAUGCGGUCUACAGUUUAUUGUACGUAGAGCACAAAGGCUGGUACUCGUGGGUACUCAGCAUGCUCUAUGGCUUCUUGUUAACCUUUGGCUUCAUUACAAUGACGCCGCAACUAUUCAUCAACUACAAAAUGAAAUCUGUAGCCCACCUCCCAUGGAGGAUGCUCACCUACAAGGCUCUCAAUACCUUUAUUGAUGACCUGUUUGCCUUCGUCAUCAAGAUGCCCAUGAUGUACAGGAUAGGAUGCCUAAGAGAUGAUGUGGUGUUCUUCAUCUACCUUUACCAGCGCUGGAUCUACCGGGUCGACCCCAACAGGGUCAACGAGUUCGGCACCAGCGGAGUGGACCCGACUCAGAACAACACAGCAGGAACGGCCGUCCCCGCCGCAGACGCUGAGCCCGCCGCCAUCACAGACAAAGCAGAGGGGGAGAAGAAGAACGAUUAAGCGAAAGUGUGCCAUCUUCCCUCCGUGGCCCUCUGUGCCAGGAUGAAGAGGACUUGUGGAAAUGAGGCAGGGAAGGGAGUCGUUGUUUAGCUGUCAAGGACGCCGCUACAAAAAAAAAAAAAAUGCAGUUCAACUGUUCCCCCCUUUGAUUUCUUUGUGGAUCCACAGAGAAUCAGAAUCAGUGUAGACUUGGUAAAUUCUUCUUUCUGUUCCCCGCCCAUCCCCGCCCUCUCGUUUUGCAGUUCAAGUGAAGUAAAACAAAAACGUGAUGUACUGUAUUCUGUAUGAUUAUUUUUUUCCAGAGGGUAACAAUGUCUUGGAGUAGAUGUUGGGAGGGGAACAGGUCGCAAAUAUGCUAUUUUUCUUUUUGUUUUUAUACAGGGAAGAAAGAGGCCAAGUGCAACUUUUGUUCUUUGUGUAGAUUCCUUGUGAAUUUUUCUUUUCAUUCCAUGUGAGCACCGUGUUUCGGGUCGCCUGAAAAACUGUGAGUAGUGCUGGAGGAAACUGGAAAGAUCCUGAGCCACAAUGGAGGUUGAUUAAGAGAGGUGGUGACUGGAGACGAGAGGGACGCCCCCCGUAGGACACUACCCACAACACAAUGACUACUACCCUCAAUUUUAAACAAAUGGUUAAUGUUCUAAACUUGAACAGUAAAAAAAGAAAAAAAAAAUAACAGCCUUGUUGGUAUUAAUAUAAAUAUAUUAAUAUUGUCAAUGAUUUAAUUUUUUCAGUCACAUUCUUUUGUAUGUUCUCAAACUGUACAGAGUCAUGUUAAUAAUUCCAUGUCAAAACUGUCUAGAAAUAGAUGAUUUGCUGAUUUUUAUUAAUUUCCCCCUCAUCAACCUGGAUGUCAGAUUUUUCUUUUUUACAGUUCUCUAACAUUCACGCUCUAAAACAUCACCUUGACAGACACAGCGGAGACGGUCGAGUGUGUGCUGGAAGAAUUACAGUGACUCCUGUUUUUUUUUUUUUUUGUUUGUUUGUUUUUUUUUUUUUUAUUAUUUUGAGUGCUGUAAAUCCUGAAAGGAAGAGGGUUCCAUGUUGGUACAUAUUAAAUUUUUGAGCAUUCAUGUUUAUAGUAAAACUAAGUGUGAUUUAAAAUGUCUAUGCAAAGCUUUUAAUUUUACCCCCUCUUUUAUUUUAAUUCGUCGCUCUGGAUUCAAGAAUUUUUUUUUUUUUGCAUGAUUUUUUUUUUUUUUUUAAAACAAAUUCUCUUGAUGUUACAGGAAAUACAGUUUGUGUGCUCAUUCAGCAUCCACAUUA
This is a messenger RNA of Mugil cephalus (flathead mullet), 3268 nucleotides long. RefSeq names its product CLPTM1 regulator of GABA type A receptor forward trafficking (gene clptm1). The transcript is spliced from 14 exons. Bases 86 to 2005 code for a protein of 639 amino acids. NCBI's taxonomy places the organism in Eukaryota, Metazoa, Chordata, Actinopteri, Mugiliformes, Mugilidae. The record is from RefSeq and is a predicted model, not a curated record. Gene Ontology annotation, cellular component: membrane; endomembrane system.